CCCCGCGGCUCCCCGCGCGCCCCUCCCCCGCGCGCGGCCGACUGCGGCGCCCCGGGGGGAGGAGGACGCGCUUGGCCGAAGUUGUUUUUCCUUUCCGGUGGCCGCGAUCAGGUGUCCCCGCCCCCGCGCCGCGGCUCCGACGCCCCCUCCGGGCCCGGCCCCUCCUCCCCGCCCCCCUCCGGGCCGGGCCGCGGAUGGUACGUUCCGCACGUGAGCCGGGUGCUGGUCUGGCCGGGGACGCGCGUGCCCUGUGGCCAAACACUGCCCGGAGUGCGAGCGAACUCCCGGCGCGGCGCGGCCGGCGCGAGGCUUGCGUGCGCGGGUGCCCGAGCGCCAGCGCGGCGGGAGGGGGCCCCGGCGGCGGCGGCGGCUGCCCACUUUCCGCCCGGCGCCCGGGAGGGAGAGGCUGGAGGCGCGCGGAGCACCCCCGACAGCUGCCCGGGCGCGGGUCCCGCAGAUCGCGGAGCCCCCAGACGCGGAACGGAGGAGACGGACCGCGGGAGAACAUGGACGGAGGAAUCCCCCACUUGCAGGAGAGACAGUUGCUGGAACACCGGGAUUUUCUAGGACUGGACUAUUCCUCUUUGUAUCUGUGUAAGCCCAAGAGGAGCAUGAAGCGAGACGACAGCAAGGAUACCUACAAAUUACCGCACAGAUUAAUAGAGAAGAAGCGGAGAGACCGAAUUAAUGAAUGCAUCGCUCAGCUGAAAGAUUUACUGCCUGAACAUCUGAAGUUGACAACUCUCGGGCAUCUGGAGAAAGCCGUAGUCCUGGAAUUAACUUUGAAACACUUGAAAGCUUUAACAGCCUUAACCGAGCAGCAGCAUCAGAAGAUAAUUGCUUUACAGAAUGGCGAGCGCUCGCUGAAGUCGCCCCUGCAGGCCGACCUGGACGCCUUCCACUCGGGCUUCCAGACGUGCGCCAAGGAGGUCCUGCAGUACCUGGCGCGCUUCGAGAGCUGGACGCCGCGGGAGCCGCGCUGCGUGCAGCUCGUGAGCCACCUGCACGCCGUGGCCACCCAGUUCUGGCCCGCGCCGCCGCCGCUGCCGCCCCCCGCCGCGCCCCCCGCCGCGCCCGCCGCCGCCGCCGCCGCCGCCGUGCCCAAGGCCGAGCCCCCCGCGCACUGCGUGCCGGUCAUCCAGCGGACUCAGCCCAGCGCCGAGCUGGCCGCCGAGCACGACACGGACACCGACAGCGGCUACGGCGGCGAGGCCGAGCCCCGGGCCGAGCCGGCGCGGGCGGCGGGCCGCGUGGCCGUCAAGCAGGAGCCCCCCGGGGACGACGCGCCGCCCGCGCCCAAGCGGCCGCGCCUCGACGGCCCCGGCGCGCCCGGCGGCCCCGCGGCGGCCGCGCUCCUGGGCCCCGAGCCGGGCGCGGCGGCCGCGCUGCUCCGACCCGACGCCGCGCUGCUCGGCUCGCUCGUGGCCCCCUUCGCGCCGCCCGCCGCCCCCUUCUGCCUGCCCUUCUACUUCCUGUCGCCCUCGGCCGCCGCCGCCUACGUGCAGCCCUUCCUGGACAAGAGCCUGGAGAAGUACCUGUACCCCGCGGCCGCCGCGCCCUUCCCGCUGCUCUACCCGGGCCUGGCCGCCGCCGCCGCCGCCGCCGCCGCCUUCCCCUGCCUGUCGUCCGUGCUGUCGCCGCCCCCCGACAAGCCCCCGGCCGCGCCCGCCGCGCCCCCGCCGGGCCGCCGGCCGCUGCCCUGCACCGGGCCCCCCGCCGCCGCCGCCGCCGCCGCGCCCGACGAGCCCCCGCCGCCCCGGGACGGGCCCUGA
This is a messenger RNA of Sorex fumeus (smoky shrew), 1772 nucleotides long. RefSeq names its product basic helix-loop-helix family member e41 (gene BHLHE41). Gene Ontology annotation, biological process: anterior/posterior pattern specification; regulation of neurogenesis; circadian regulation of gene expression. Gene Ontology annotation, molecular function: protein dimerization activity; RNA polymerase II cis-regulatory region sequence-specific DNA binding; DNA-binding transcription factor activity, RNA polymerase II-specific. Gene Ontology annotation, cellular component: nucleus. The transcript has 5 exons. Bases 195 to 1772 code for a protein of 525 amino acids. The record is from RefSeq and is a predicted model, not a curated record. Lineage: Eukaryota; Metazoa; Chordata; Mammalia; Eulipotyphla; Soricidae.